AUGGAUCAUCCAGCGGUCCAGUCCGUUUGCUCAAUCGCUUCCAGCAACAUCGUCACACAGUCCAUCAUACGCCAUUUCGACCAAUUUCCUAAUUCGCACACUCUCGAACCUGUCUACAUGGCGCAUCUCUUCACUUCGCCGAUUCAACCGCAACAGAACUCGCGCCUUUUGAGCCUCCCACCAGAAGUCCGCCUGCAGAUUUACGGGUACGUCUUCGACUCGGGUCUAAGUCUGCAACUUGGUCGCCGUGCAUACGUUCAACUCGCGCUGCUGGAAACAUGCCGCCUCCUCCACAGCGAAGCCCACAAGCUAGCCUUCAACCAGUGGUACUUCCACGUCCUUGAUGGGCCCCGCAUGAUAAAGGGUACACCGUUCUUUAGACGAUUUCCUCGGAGGUGGAACGCUUGGAAGGUUGGAAAGGCGAGGAAAUCGGACGCGCGUGAGCGCUUCAGGAAGAAGACUCUUUCCCAGCGCCUCUGGACCCUCGGAGCACGGGUAAAUCACCUGCGCUUUGUGGGUAUCACAAUGCCGCACUCGAAGCUCGACCCGCUGAGCGCUAACAACCCAUUCCUACUGACACGUCUGCCGCUCACCGAACUCACCAUAGGCCUUACCGGCUCCGUGGGCGGCCACUGGAAGUCAGACGUGAAGAUUUACUUCUCGCUCAUCAGCUCCUUGCUUUACCUAAGCCGGGCCAUCAAUUCAGACGGUCCACUUCAACCAAUUUAUACCUUGAAGAAAGAGCGCAUGGAGCGGUUCAUCGCUCUGCAUCGCUGGACAUAUGAACCACAACCUGUCGAGCUACAUCGCAUGCUCGGGGCCCUCGAGACAAAGAAAGUCACCGUUCGCGCGACGCAGGAUGUGCUAUGGAAGGCUUUUGUGUACUUCGGCCUGAUACAUCGGAAUGCUUGGAAGGUCGUGCCGUCAGACUCGGAGGAGGAUGAGUACAUGCACUUUGUGGAUGAGGAGGCGUUUUCAGGGGGUGGGGUGUUGGAGUUUGGACGGUUGGGGAAGCGUAAGGGUGGGCUUCGGACACCAACCAGGGCGGAGUGA
Molecule: messenger RNA, 1053 nt
Organism: Didymosphaeria variabile
Lineage: Eukaryota; Fungi; Ascomycota; Dothideomycetes; Pleosporales; Didymosphaeriaceae
Exons: 1
Coding region: 1-1053 (350 amino acids)
Source: RefSeq, a predicted model, not a curated record